GCAUGCUGUUGCUGUAGGUGCAAUGCCUUCGUUUCACAAUGAGCUGACCAGUAUCGGGCUGAUACUCAUGUUCGUCGCGGUCCUGCCGUUGCUGUUCUUGUCCGGCCAGACGGAUUGGGCUGAGCUGUCUAUCUGGACCGCCAUGAUGUACAUGCUGCUGUGUGUGUUCUUAGUGGGAGCCCUGCUGCUUUUCCUUGGAUUUUACCUGACAGUUAAAUCGAACCACAGCAACACUUCCAGCCCUUCUCUCUUCUUCCUGCAAAGCCGCUUGCAGGAGCCCCAGAGGACUAUCAUACAGAGACGGCUAGAAGACAUGAGGAGGACUGGAAUCCAGAGAGAGUCGGUCUCUCGCCCCUGUGUGUCUCCUAGAUACACCGCACACACCCUGGCUAUGCACCAGGACCUACCCCCAUCCUAUGAGACAGUGAUGAAGACCAUGACAGGACCCUCUGCCCUCCAGCAGAGCAUUGCAAACACUGCCUGACACAGAGAGAGAGACAGGCAUUGACAAGACAGAGACCCAGGCAUUGACAACACAGAGACCCAGGCAUUGACAAGACAGAGACCCAGGCAUUGACAAGACCAAGAACCAAGCAUUGACAAGACAGAGACCCAGGCAUUGACAAUACAGAGACCCAGGCAUUGACAAGACAGAGACCCAGGCAUUGACAAGACCGAGAACCAAGCAUUGACAAUACAGAGACCCAGGCAUUGACAAGACAGAGACCCAGACAUUGACAAUACAGAGACCCAGGCAUUGACAAGACAGAGACCCAGGCAUUGACAUCACAGAGACCCAGACAUUGACAACACAGAGACCCAGACAUUGACAAUACAGAGACCCAGGCAUUGACAAGACAGAGACCCAGGCAUUGACAAGUCAGAGACCCAGGCAUUGACAACACAGAGACCCAGGCAUGGGAAAUACAGAGAUCCAGGCAUGGACACAGAAUGUCCUGGUUAUCCUGCAGGUUCACAGUUCAAGUCCAGUACUGUGUGAAUGAACAGGAAGGGGCCGGAGUUGAGUAGUGACUGUAGACACGUCUGCCUUGUAGCAUGUUGGGUUCUAUCACUGCCAGAUACAUACAGCAGCUCCUGACAUUGCCGUCCAUUGGGGACCUCCGCCUCAGACUUGCACUUUUAACACAAUCUAUCAGCCAGGAGACCCAGUACUAAUCCUCGGUCAUACUGCCCGUAUCAUGUGCCUUCCCAGCAGUGCCUUGCAACAGCGAAGAGAAUCUUGUGAAACCGCUUUAAAAAAAGAUUGUGCUAACAAAAGAAGGGCCCACAUGGUUAGAGUUAGGGAGAGUUACUGACCAGCACCUAAACUGUAAAGUUUCUAAUGAUUCCGAUGUGACCUGUUUGUACCUCUCCCUCGCGGCUCUAGACAGGCUGUCAGCUCUGUUGCUGCAGUGACAGUGUGUUCCGUGGCAGACCUCAAUGCUUUGUAUACAGAAGACAGAUCACAAAAACAUCUGCCUGAAAGUAACCAUGUAUGGAAGUGCUCCCGGCAGCCCAGAGUCAUCUAUUCCACCCUGGAUUGUUUUCCUGCAGAGGAGAGCUGUUGUUUAAUGUUCUCACUUACUCUCCUGCUGUUGCUGCCUUUUGAUAUUACACAGCCCUGCCAAACCCUCCUCAACAAGCCAUUCCCAUGGUAAAGAACUCUGCAGGUGUUUCUUGUAAAUUGUUAUUUGUAGAACAGAAACUGGUGCAUGUCCGGGGGAUGUGUGCUGUACACAGUGGAAUCCUUGGCUCAUGUACUGUAUGUUAUGCAUGUUACAGUUGCAGCAAUGACUGCACCUGACUGGUGUGUGGCGAAGCUAGCCUUGGAUAUUCGUCACGGAUGUUCACGGAGUACUGUAGUUAUUCAUUGAAUGAGGAUGGCUGAGUAAUCCGCCCAUUGUCAUGAGAGGGUAACCACAGCACUCUAUGGAAGUUCAUGGAGUAUUCUGUUACAGUGUAUGGAAAACAAUCACUGGUGUAAUAAAUCUGAAGCUACCACUAAAAUAUCGAUCAUCUUAAACUAGAAUUACUUUACUAAUUCACACUUUAUUUGUGUACUGAACUUUUAGUAACGCGUAUAAUAGGUAAUGCAUUCAUCUAAUUUGUACAAGUGUUUCCACAAAGUAUUUUGCUCUAUCUUGUCAGAAUGCUUUACUUUAGGUGUCUGUGUAGAGGCUUCGUUUGUCUUUGUGUCCACAGUCGUAGUUGAUGCACUGUUGCUGUCCUCUUCGUCAGCAUUUUAGCCGUCUUAUUUUUUUUAUUUAUUUAACCCAUUAAGUGCCAUUGUCCUCAUUUGAGCAUUUUUAACUGGCAUCUAACUGUCUUUAACUAUAUUGUUAUGAUAACUUACUCUAAUUGUGUUAACUGCAAAAGUUAAGUCUACAUGUAAAUGUUCAUUCUGCAAAUACAGCUCAUCAGAUGCUUUUAUAACACCUCAAUAUAAAACAAGAAACUGAAGCCUAAAACUGACACAUUUCUUUGUGUUUCCCUCCGCACAGUGAUGAUAAAGCUCACUUUUCUAUGUGUCAAGUUUCAUAGCUGUCAUGAAAUGUCACUGCUCUGAUUACGGGCACAUCUAACUUUUCUCAAAGUAGGAUGCAGCAGUUUGUAGCCAAAACGAAUAUAUCGUGGAACAUCUGAGAAGUAUACGAAUUAACACCUCUACCUUUCCUGUCGCCAGACAUUUUAACAGAAAUGACCACACUAUAGAAGACAUCACAAUUUGUGGGAUGGUUCAAUGCUAUGGAGCUAAUGCUGUCAGGAAACAAAAGGAAUGUGAACUUAUUUUCAAACUAUGCACUUUGGAGCCAUUUGGAAUGAACAUUCUAUUCUGAGGUCAUCAUCAUCAUCAUCAUCAUCAUCAUCAACAUUCUGGAAUUUUGUUUAAAAGACUACUUGUUUGUUUUUUAUCAACUUCUUAAAGCACUGUUUUUUUGUAUUCAGCCGAUGAAGGACUUUUUUCUUUUUUCUUAUUGAUCAUUUUGGUACACAGCAGUUUUCCUUUUUCUCAAACUUAUAUAUAUAUAUAUUUACAUAUAUUGGUUGUUUUUUUAAGAACUGUAAAAUAAAAUGACUUUGUUUUGUUAAAAUUCCCACCUAUCAAAUGAUUAUGAUUGUAGUUGGUCUCUUGUGUUAAUUGUACCUUUUGUCUCACAAGCAAGAAUUGAACAGUUUAAAUAUAUAAAUGCUUUCCUAUUACAUACAUUUAAAAACACAAGUUUUUUUUACACCCCAAAUUGCGAAACACCAAAAAACUAGCAUUCUAAACAACAGCAGUGUGGUCGCUCCUGUUCAUCAGAUUAGUCGCUCGCCACUGGUAUCGUUCAAGCCUGAAGAUUCUGUUAAAGCACAGCUAGGCAAAGGUGAGCGUGCAGCUACCAACACCAACAAUAAGACACGAAACAGAAAGCAGAGGAGAACAGGGAGCAUAAACACAGGAGCUACUGUAAAUCAAGGACAGUGCAUUAGAUCUAUAAACAAAAACACUAUCCCUAUUCCUUAAUUAUGAGGUCUGGUACCUUUUUGUUGACAAUCUCUGAUUUUAGGUACAUGAAUACAUUUUUAGUA
Molecule: messenger RNA, 3570 nt
Organism: Acipenser ruthenus (sterlet)
Lineage: Eukaryota; Metazoa; Chordata; Actinopteri; Acipenseriformes; Acipenseridae
Exons: 2
Coding region: 23-484 (153 amino acids)
Source: RefSeq, a predicted model, not a curated record